AAACCAAUCUCGAUAUCUUCUUUCUUCCAAACUCGUAAGAAAGAUCAACGUCUGGCAACAGCGUCGUAGAGGGCACUAAACUUGAUGAUUGCCGGUUUCUUGAUCGCCUUUACCUCCGUAAAGCUAACGAAGAACCAAGAAAUUUCAGCUUAACCUCUACCUGGUUCAUGUGCCGACAGACAGCAUCCAUUUCUCUAGUUCCUUUUGCGAAAUCCGUUCGCAUACAACUAAUAUCGUUCUCGUUUUAAUUGGAUAAAUCAGUGCAAAUUGGAGAGAGUCUCUCUCUUCUCUGUGAAUUGUUCAGCAACAUGUAAAAUUAGCGAAAACAAGUGUUCUGAUUGGUGUGCAGUGCCGUAUAAGGUGCAGGAUAUCGAGUUAUUCGAAGCUUGGAAUUGGCAGCGGCGUCGCAAGAAGGCAUUUUACCCCAGAUUUAAAGGAUGGGGUCUAGAAUAGGAGGUCUAGGUCCAGCCGGACUACCCGCCGACAAAGCCCUGGCGGGGGUCCCCCGACUUCUCGACGAUCUUCAGAGACUAUCAGAAGAUACCGAUUCGACAGACAUCGUCUUCAUACUUGGAAGGGACGAGGAGAGAGUUUUCGCGCACAGAGUUAUUUUGAUGGCUAGAUGCAAAAGUUUCCAGACAGCGAAAAGAGGAGAAAUCUGCAGAAUUCCAGGAUGCUCUGUUUCUCCAGCAGCGCCUGGAACUCCAUCUCCCGUCAGGCUUCCUCAGACAGCCCCAGAAACAUUCAAACAAUUUUUGUUGUAUGUUUACACAGGAAAGAUUCUACUUCAGGACAACAGCGUGUUCGAGAUGAUGGCUCUCGCUCAGGAACUUGGAGUUGACGAACUCCGCAAUGCGUGCGAAGACCACGUCACCUCCACAUUAUCAGUCCCGUCGGCGUGUACGUUUUUAUCUGCUGCAAUGGAUAUACAAGACAAAUCUCCAGGAGGUAAAGCAGCUUCAGGAUUUGUCGAAAGAUGCAUCAGUUAUAUCGGCGAAAAUGCAGUAGAAUGUGUUCGAACCAACUCAUUCCUGAGCCUUCCUAAAGAAGCAGUCAUUAAAAUCAUCUCAUCAGAUUACUUAUGCCUGGAAGAAGAAGACGUAUGGAGGGCAGUUUUGAAUUGGUCCAAAUACCAAGCGGGAGUAACACAACCCACUCCGCACUGGACAGAAGAAGAGAGAGCUCGUGUCUGUCAGCAUUUGUCGCUUGUGAUCAAUCACGUUCGAUUACUAUUAAUAGACAGCCGAGUGUUCGCGGAAGAAGUAGAACCAACAGGAGCAGUCCCGAUGGAACUGAGUCUAGAACGCUACCGUCACGCAGCCCUACCAAGCAAAUACUCGGACACCGCUGAAGAUCAGCGACUGAAACCUAGAAUCUCCCCGCAUAUGUUCCCCGGAUCGCUGAUCCUCGGCCAGGACAAGAGCCACUACCAGAGGAUACUGAACGCCUGGUACGGACACUCCAAGCAAACGUGGAGGCUCGUCUACAGGGCGAGUAGCCACGGGUAUUCAGCAGCGUCCUUUCACAGGCACUGCGAUGGAGUGUCGCCCACUUACGUCAUAGUUCUGGGAGCUAGAGGGGAGAUAUGUGGAGGCUUCAGUGACGCAGCUUGGGGUCGCCCGACAGGAAAAAGCCACUAUGUCCUCUCCGAGAGAGCGUUUCUGUUCACUCUGUACAAUCAUCAGGACUUACCACCCACUCAGUUCCAUGUGGUGAAGAAACCGUUCGCAAUUUGUUAUCACCCAGAUUCAGGCCCCAUAUUCGGAGCAGGAGCAGAUCUUCUAAUUUCCAGCAACUGCAACAGCAAUAUGGACAGCUAUUCCAAUUUGCCUCACACAUAUGACGGUGAAGGAGCUUCUCCUUCUGUGUUGAUGGGAGACUACAACUUCUCUGUAGCUGAUUAUGAAGUCUUCGCUCCCUUGAAUUCCACAGCAAAUAAAUCAAACAAAACUGAACGAUAUCAAUAGAGUUGCUUUCUGUAUGGUAUUUAUUGUUUAAUUUUAAAUUACUGAUAUAGAUAUAGUAAUUUCAAUAAAAAAUUGGUAAGCAAUGUU
Molecule: messenger RNA, 2054 nt
Organism: Leptinotarsa decemlineata (Colorado potato beetle)
Lineage: Eukaryota; Metazoa; Arthropoda; Insecta; Coleoptera; Chrysomelidae
Product: kelch-like protein 6
Molecular function (GO): protein binding
Source: RefSeq, a predicted model, not a curated record